AAGACUAUUAUAUAGAGACAAUUGAGGUGGUGAGGUGUGGCUGAUAGUCUCUCACCAUUAAGCCAAAUAAUUAACAGCUUUCGAAGUAAUCCUUUGAUUUUUCAUAUGGCUGCCUUUGUCCUACCCUCGUCACUGUGUAACAAAAUCACCAAGAGUUACAAUGAGGAAAAAGAUUUACAGCCGAUGAUCGACAGAACCUGCAAGAGAUAUAGAGAAACACUCCCCAGCCUUUCCGUAGGCAAAGGUUGGAUGACUGAACAUCUAGUUCAUUACCAUGGUUUUUGGCUUACCCCUAAAGCUGCCUUGAAAGGUGUCAUGUGGAUCCAAGAUCACUUCAAGCCUCGACCUACUGAUAUUUUCUUGGCUACAUUUCCCAAAACUGGCACCACCUGGCUCAAAGCACUAGUUUUCGCCAUUAUUAACCGCACCCGCUAUGAUUUUUCCGACCAUCCUUUACUCACCACGGGCCCCCACGAUUGCUUUCCCUUCUUGGAUGCUUACUUAUACCAGAACGAUCAAUCUGUUUCCAAUCUUGAUGCAUUCCCUUCACCACGUCUCCUCUCAACUCACAUGCCUUACACUCUGUUACCUGAUUCCAGUGCUGGCAGCAGGUUCGUUUACAUCUGCCGGGACCCCAAAGAUGUGCUUGUUUCAAAGUGGCUCUUCAUGAACAAGUUGAGGCCCAAAGAAUUGCCACCCCUUUCACUUGAAGAAGCAUUCAAGUUGUUUUGCCAAGGGAUAUCCCAUUAUGGACCUUAUUGGGAUCAUGUUUUAGGGUAUUGGAAAGAGAGCUUAAAAACCCCAGAAAAAAUCUUGUUCUUGAAGUAUGAGGAAUUGAAGAAGGAGCCAUUGGUUGUUGUGAAGAGAUUAGCUGAAUUUCUUGGUCACCCCAUUUCAAUGGGGGAAGAGAGUAAGGGGGUGGUCCAAGAAAUAGUAAGGCUAUGCAGUUUCGAGAAUUUGACCAAUUUGGAAGUCAAUAAAAGAAGCUUACAAAAAUUCAGCAGUGACAUCAUAGUUGAUAGUCGCCAUUUUUUCAGAAAGGGCGAAGUUGGAGAUUCGAAGAAUUAUUUGACAGCUGAGAUGAUAGAACGUCUUGAUGAGAUCACAGUUGACAAGAUUUAUGGUUCUGGAUUAAUAUUUGGUACCUAA
Messenger RNA from Durio zibethinus, 1149 nucleotides. The record is from RefSeq and is a predicted model, not a curated record. NCBI's taxonomy places the organism in Eukaryota, Viridiplantae, Streptophyta, Magnoliopsida, Malvales, Malvaceae.